AUGAACCGAACUCAAUGUACACCCAAGGCGAUCAUCUUCCUGUCCUAUGAAGAUUUUCUUGGUAUCUCCCUGGCUUCCAUGGCCCUCAUGCUAUCCUUAUUCACAGGACUUGUGUUAGGAAUCUUCGUUAAAUUCCGAGAAACCCCUGUAGUCAAAGCCAACAACCGCAACAUCUCCUACAUUCUCCUCAUCUCCCUCCUGCUUUCUUUCUUGUCCCCCUGCCUCUUUUUAGGCUGGCCAAGCAAAAUGACCUGCAUUCUCCGACAAACAGCUUUCAGUAUCAUCUAUUCAGUUGCCAUCUCUUCUCUCCUAGCCAAAACAAUCACUGUGGUCUUGGCCUUCCUGGCCACCAAGCCAGGCAACAGGGCAAGAAACUGGUUGGGGAAGACUUUGGCCAAUUACAUCAUCAUUGGGUACUCCAGCAUCCAAGUUGUCAUCUGCUUCAUCUGGCUGGGCACUUCCCCUCCCUUCCCUGACUUGGACCUGCACUCCCAACCAGAUCAGAUCAUCCUGCAGUGCAACGAAGGCUCUGUGGCCAUGUUCUACACUGCCCUUGGUUACAUGGGCUUCUUGGCUGCCAUUUGCUUCACAGUGGCUUUCCUUGCCAGGAAGCUGCCUGGGGCCUUCAAUGAGGCCAAGCUGAUCACCUUCAGCAUGCUAGUCUUCUGCAGCAUCUGGGUGUCCUUUGUGCCCACCUACCUAAGCACUAAGGGGAAGAACAUGGUGGCUGUGCAGGUCUUUUCCAUCUUGGCCUCCAGUGCUGGGCUGCUGGGCUGCAUUUUCCUUCCCAAGUGCUACAUUAUUAUCCUACGACCUGAUCUGAAUACAAAGGAACAUCUCAUGAUGAAAACUGAGGUAUAA
Varanus komodoensis (Komodo dragon) is the source of this 861-nucleotide messenger RNA. Its product is annotated as vomeronasal type-2 receptor 26-like. Gene Ontology annotation, cellular component: membrane. The record is from RefSeq and is a predicted model, not a curated record. The transcript has a single exon. Bases 1 to 861 code for a protein of 286 amino acids. Gene Ontology annotation, molecular function: G protein-coupled receptor activity. Gene Ontology annotation, biological process: G protein-coupled receptor signaling pathway. Lineage: Eukaryota; Metazoa; Chordata; Lepidosauria; Squamata; Varanidae.